AUGUUUGUCUUAACUGAUUUCUUGUUGUCGGUGUCUUCAGCCAUAAGUGUCAAUCCUUGGCGCCGUUCAGCUGAUUCUCUCUCUGAUUUGGUGAGACGUUUCAAUGAUUUAGAACAGAGACUGGAAAUGCAAGAAAAGCUUAAUGCUGAGCAAGAAAAAGUCAUUGAAAUAUUGAACAUUAAAAAUGAAAAAUUACAGGAAGCAGUGGAGACUCUCAGUUCUGCAAAGGAAAAGAAACAAAGGAACGAUUACAGGUUGAAAUUAAGUAAAGGAAGUAAAACAAUAAUGAGAAACGAAACAGCAACAGAAUUUGGAAUGAACUCGGAUCAAAAAUCCUCUACAUCUCAUGCACCUUCUAGUCAAAUUAAUUGUUGUGAAAAACCGUUGUUGACGUUACAGUACAAAAAACAUAAAGGGAGAUCCGUAACAGGUGGAGUUGCAUUCCACGCGUACUUGUCACAUAAUGAAAACAAUCCAGGAAGUCACCAAACUAUAAUUUUUGACAACAUCAUAACAGAUAUUGGUGGUAACUAUAAUCAACACUCGGGAGACUUCAUUUGCCCAGAGAAUGGGGUGUAUACAUUUUCGUGGACAUUGUUUUGCUCUCGUGGUGGAUAUAUCUAUUCCCAAAUCGUUGUGAAUUCGAAUUCGGUUGGCGCUUUGUUUUGUAGUGGACAAGGAGCAGACGAGAUAAGAGCAACAACGGGUGUGGUCGUGGUAGAGAUAAACCAGGGAGAUGUCGUGUAUAUAAGGACACAUCCUUCAAACCCCAUAGUCGGAACACUUUAUAGCAAGACUACUUACCGAUCAUCAUUCAGUGGAUGGAAACUGUUUUAA
This is a messenger RNA of Saccostrea cuccullata (small rock oyster), 837 nucleotides long. RefSeq lists its product as uncharacterized. The record is from RefSeq and is a predicted model, not a curated record. The transcript has 2 exons. The coding region runs from base 1 to 837 and encodes 278 amino acids. Gene Ontology annotation, molecular function: protein binding. NCBI's taxonomy places the organism in Eukaryota, Metazoa, Mollusca, Bivalvia, Ostreida, Ostreidae.